This is a messenger RNA of Vicia villosa (hairy vetch), 1131 nucleotides long. RefSeq lists its product as uncharacterized. Lineage: Eukaryota; Viridiplantae; Streptophyta; Magnoliopsida; Fabales; Fabaceae. The transcript has 3 exons. The record is from RefSeq and is a predicted model, not a curated record. Gene Ontology annotation, molecular function: nucleic acid binding; zinc ion binding. Bases 1 to 1131 code for a protein of 376 amino acids.
AUGGCUGAUACAAAGUUUAUAGCUGAAGGAGGAUCAUCACAUAGGCCUCCUUACUUUAAUGAUAACAACAUGUGGUCUGUGGUUGAAAAUGGCAACUACACACCAAUGACUACUGCAACAGACACAGUUGCGUCAGUUCCAAAAAUUCAGUCACAAUGGACAAAAGAAGAAAACGACAAGGUACUACUAAACUCUAAAGCUCAAUUUAUAUUAUCAUGUGCUCUUAGCAGGGAAGAAUACGACCGGAUAGAAGAAUGCACAACUGCCAAAGAAAUCUGGGAUGCUCUCAAAAUACAUCAUGAAGGAACAAAUCAUGUUAAAGAAGAAAGAAUUGAUCUAGGAGUCAGGAAAUUUGAAACCUUUGAGAUGAAGGAAGAAGAAACCAUAGAUGAAAUGUUCUCUAGAUUCACUAUAAUUGUCAAUGAACUAAGAUCACUGGGAAAAGCUUAUUCUGCUCAUGAAAGAAUUAGAAAAAUUCUAAGAUGUCUCCCAAAGAUUUGGAGACCUAUGGUAACAGCUAUCUCACAAGCAAAAGAUCUAAAGAUUUUACAAGUUGAAGAACUUAUAGGAUCUCUUCGUGCUCAUGAAAGUAUCCUCAAUGAAGAUAAACCACAAAGAAAAGGUAAAAUGAUAGCUCUUAAAACCUCUCAUAAUUCUGCAUCUCAAAUCUCCACCUCACAAGGAAUAACUGAAGAAGAGACCGGAUUUCUAUCUGAGGAUGAAAAUGAUUUGGCUUUAAUCUCUAGAAGAAUUCAACAAAUGAUUUUAAAAAGAAAUCAAAACAGAAAGUCAUUUCAACCCAGGAAAGAUUACCAGAAACCUGAGAUUGAUAAAAGCAAGAUUACAUGUUAUGGAUGCAACAAAUUUGGACACUUCAAAACAGAAUGCCCACUCAAAACUCAUAGGAAUUUUUCCUCUAAAAAGAAAUCUAUGCUUGCACAAUGGGAUGACUCAGAGAACUCUAACUCUGAAGCUGAAGAUGAGGAAGCUAACCUAUGCCUGAUGACUAACUCCGAUUCUGAAGAGCAUCAUUCUCAAUACGCUGGAGGUUUUGAAUCAGAUCAUCCUUAUUUAUCCAAAAUCCCUUCAGUCUUUCCAUAUAUCCAUACUCCAUCAUCCAAGCACUCUUGA